Molecule: messenger RNA, 1053 nt
Organism: Dichotomopilus funicola
Lineage: Eukaryota; Fungi; Ascomycota; Sordariomycetes; Sordariales; Chaetomiaceae
Product: alpha-n-arabinofuranosidase 2
Exons: 1
Coding region: 1-1053 (350 amino acids)
Biological process (GO): carbohydrate metabolic process
Molecular function (GO): hydrolase activity, hydrolyzing O-glycosyl compounds
Source: RefSeq, a predicted model, not a curated record
AUGGGGUUCUCACUCACCUCAUUGUUCAAAAGCUCCACGCUCCCGGCUCUCCAAAUUCUUUCAAUGGUCUCGCCCGCCGUGGCUUACACGAACCCUCUCAUCCCGCAGCGCGCCGACCCCCACAUCACCAAGCACACCGAUGGUUGGUAUUAUUUCACAGCCACCGUUCCGGAGUUUGACCGUAUUGCCCUCCGUCGCGCGGAGUCCAUCCAAGAACUGCAGAAUGCCACUGAAACCACGAUAUGGCAGCGUAAAACCUCAGGCAUCGGCAGUGGCCAGGUGUGGGCUCCGGAGCUGCAUUUCAUCGACGGAAAGUGGUACAUCUAUGUCGCGCUCGGGGUGGAGGGAGAGUGGCGGAUCAGAGCGUCGGUGUUAGAGGGGACGGUCCUCGAGGGCGACGACGCCGACGACAACCCGCUCACAGCGACCUGGACCGAAAAGGGCGUGAUUGAGACGAACUGGGACACCUUCUCCCUCGACGCAACCACUUUCACCGUGAACGGCACACGGUAUUUGCUCUGGGCACAGCAGGAACCGUCGCGACCGGACGAAAACUCCAGCUUGAUGCUUGCGCCCCUUGACAACCCCUGGACCAUCCGUGGCACGGCUGUCGCCAUCUCCCGGCCGACGCUGGCCUGGGAACGGAUCGGGUACAGUGUCAAUGAGGGCCCGGCGGUCAUCCAGCGGAACGGCAAAAUCUUUGUGUCCUACUCGGCGAGUGCUACGGAUGCUAAUUAUUGUAUGGGGUUAUUGACAGCAUCGGAGGAUGCGGAUUUGAUGGACCCGGCGUCGUGGAUCAAGGCAGAUGAGCCGGUGUUCGCAAGCAAUGAAGAGACCGGCCAAUGGGGCCCGGGACAUAACUCAUUUACUGUGUCGGAAGAUGGGUCGAGCGACGUGUUGGUAUAUCACGAUCGUGGGUAUCGCGAUAUCGAGGGUGAUCCGUUGAAUGAUCCAAACCGGCAAACGAGAGUCCAGGUGCUGGGUUGGAAGGCUGAUGGUACGCCGGAUUUCGGAGUGCCCGUGGCAGACGGAGAAACGCCCACUCUGCUAUAA